UGCCAAGGCAGCGAACCACACAACGAAGUUGACAUGAGUGCUUUUUGUGGCUGAAUUUCGCCGAGUUUGAAUCACUUUUUACGCGGUAUUUUUUAUAUACAUAUUUAAAAUGGCCGCUCUGCUGUCCUCGUUUUACAAUCUGAAACCUGUCCUGAAGGAGGACAAACAGACAAAGGUAACUCCAUCUGUUUACACCCAGGAGAUGUCACAGUCCACCGAGGAACGUCUGGCAAACACCAGGGAGGUUCACCCGCCCCGGAUCCUGGAGCUGCUCGACAUGAGCAAGACGACACAUCACAAAUUGACCACGGUGGACAUGGACCAGGCUCUUUUCCAGCCUUAUCCAUCUGAGCUGGUCUUCCAGAACUUCACUCCCGCUCAGACCUACAAGUUACACCUGCGCCUGCUCAACAUGGACAAGGUUCCACGACAAGUGAAGGUGGAGCUGCAAGACUCCGAGUUUUUCCACGUGGUCGCUCCUGAGAAUGCAUUAAACAAGGUUGCACCAAGAUGUUCUGUGACUUUCACUGUGUUCUUCACUCCUCAGGAAAACAAGGACCACGACCAUAGACUGGUUUUUGUGACAGACAGGGAGCGGUUUGAGGUCCCAGUUCGUGCUAUUGGGCCACGUGCCAUUCUGAGCUUUCGAGAUGAGCUCCAGUUCCCCCUCUGUCCGGUGAAAGCCUCCACAGAGAGAACUCAGCAAAUCAUCAACAUUGGAAACGGCACGGCCAACUUUGAGCUGCACACACAGAGGCCCUUCUCGGUGACUCCUUCCUGUGGGACUCUGGAAGUUGGUGAAAACAUGCAGGUGGUUGUCAAUUUCAACCCCAUAACGGCGGGAGAACACAGACAGGACCUGCGUCUACACUACCACACUGGUGAAGAUGUUUACGUCAGCUUGUGUGGGUUGUGUGAGGAACUGGCCCUCCAUCUUGAACCGGACUCCCUCACGAUGAACAGGACGUACGUGUCUCUGGCCAGUGCGCACAAAGUGUCUCUCACCAACAGGAGUGACAGUGUCCUUCAGUACCAGUGGACAUUAUGGUCCAGCCAAGAGGAGGAGGACCUGAUUUUACUGAGAGAGAGCUCAGUCUUCCAGAAAAUGGCAGAGGAGGAGAGAGAACAGUUGCUUUCUCAGUAUCAGUCUGACCCCACAGCAAUCCACCGCUUCCCACUUCUGGCCAGAGCUUUGCAAGACGGUAGAAGUCAGUCUGCGCAGGACCUCCUGACCCUGUCACACAGCUGUGUGACACUGGAGCCAGCGAAAGGAGAAAUAUGGCCCGGAAUGACCCAAACCUUCACUAUUAUCUUCAAGCCUAAGGAGGCCGAGCUUUACCAGCAAACCGUCUAUUGUGAUGUCACAGGCCGUCAGUCUCGGUUACCUCUCACACUCCGGGGCGAGGGCAUGGGACCUAAACUGCAGCUCGACUAUAAUCUGAUGAAUAUGAAAAAUGUAUUUGUUGGCGACACAAACUGUUAUGAGGUACUUGUGUCCAACAAAGGCCUGAUUGAUGCCCAUUACACGCUGUCAUGCCCCGACACCACUUUUGGCCGCUGUUUCUCCUUCAGUCCAGCGGAUGGUGUCAUUCCCACUGAAGCCAGUCAGACUGUGAGAGUCACCUUCCUGAGCAGCAUCCUGGGAAAGUUCUCUGAGGACUUACUAUUAUCUGUGAAAGGACAACCAGAACCACUCACCCUGACCUUCAGGGGUUGUGUUGUUGGUCCCACGUUCCACUUCAAUGUUUUAGAGCUCAACUUUGGAGAUGUAGCCUUUGGUUUCCCACAAACACUGACGUUUACAUUGUUCAACACCUCCUUUGUGCCUAUGAGCUUUUCCCUACGUGUCCUGGGAGACGGGUUGGGAUCUCCUAGUGUUACCGGUGCCAAUCAGGCGUCUGAGGCUUCCAGGAACAAUUGGCAAGGCAGCGCUGCCCGGGACCCUCAUGCUCGGCCUGUGGAGUUCUCCAUCAACCCUGCUGUGGACUCUGUGUGUGCCAUGUCAGAUGUCACUAUUAAGGUGACCCUGUGCUCCAACACAGUGAAGACUUACAGGCUGGCGAUGGUGGUGGAUGUGGAAGGUGUCGGGGAGGAGAUCAGGACUCUGCCUAUCAACGCCAGAUGUGUUGUUCCUGAGAUCGCGGUGGAGACUCCAGUGUUGGAGUUCGAAAGGUGUUUCCUCAAUUACCCCUGUGAGCAGCAAGUGCAGCUGACCAACCCCAGCAGUCUGCCUGCCUGCUAUGGCCUGCUUGACCAGGAGUAUGAGGAGUCUCCCUUGUUGCUUUUUGACUCUUCCUCACCCAGAGGAGUGAUUCCUCCUCACGCUUCAGAGCAGCUUCCCGUGACACUGCUGGCCAAGGCCACGGGAAGACUGCGUCACACGCUUCGUAUUGCUGUGUUCGGCAGCACCAAGCCUCCUCUGGAAGUGGACCUGUCAUGUACUGGUCAGGGUCCUCUGGUCCACGUUCAGAGCCCACAGCUGGACUUUGGCAGAAUCCCAGUGCUGACGGACAUUACCAGGACGCUGCACCUGUCAAACCACUCGCCUAUUCCCGCCAGCUUCACAACGCGCAUGAGCCAUAGGAAGUCCUUUUGGCGUGUCGAGCCCAGCGAGGGGGAAGUUCCACCAGAGAGCCGGCUGGAGCUUUGUGUCGUAGCCCACCUGAAGGACACGAUCGACUUCCAGGAGAAGUUGAAAGUGUCCAUCCAGGACAGUCAGACACACAUGGUUCAUCUGUCUGCAACAGGCACUGGCACCACAAUUGUCAGUGACAGGCCUUUGGCCCCAAGCCUUGACUUAGGAACACACUUCAGCCAUGAGUUAUGCCAGUACCACUUCAAACUGACCAACCUCGGCCAACGGACACAUUGGAUGUACUGGGGUACGGAUGGCUCCCUACACAACGCUAAAACCCACAAUGGGGACAGCUUGUACUUUCUGCCGCCCAUCUCGCCUCCCAAGAAGAAAGAUGUUCAUAUCCGUGGAUCUUUGGUGGCCGUCGGAGAAGAGCCGGUGUUCGGCCUCACCCCGUCUCGAGUGAAGCUUUUACCGGGCUGCUCUGUCGACAUGGUGCUGACUGGAUUUUCAGACACUGCCAAGGUGGUACAGGAGCGUCUGGUGUGCCGUGGCACUGUGGGUGAUCACGCCUGUAAGGAGCAGAUCAUGUCCGUCGAUGUUUCCUGUCGCUUUAUCGCUCCUUUGCUCAGCGUUUCUUCUAAGCGGCUGAACUUCUGCAUAGAGAAGGUCCCAGGAGAGAACCUAGAGCCCAUAUAUGAGAAACUGGUCUUGACGAAUGUAUCAUCUCUGUGUUUGUCCAUGAAGCUCUCUGUUGAAGAGCCGUUCUCUCUGUGUGACGCUCCCGGAACACAGAGCUCAGUUACCACUAAGUCUGUGGUUUUAGGUGAUGGGAAACAGGCCGACUUGUGGAUAUGCUUUAAUCCAGAUUACUAUCAAGAUCAGGUGUCACGAGUGGUGGAUAAGUUCCUUGAGAUGAUCUACCAGGGACACCCACAGCAAGACAUGGUGGAGCUGCACGCUGAGGUCCAUUUCCCCAACCUCCACUUUUCCUCCAGCACCGUGGAUUUUGGCUGCGUGCUGAAUUACACACAGACUCACAGCACAAUCACAAUGACAAACUGCUCGCAGCUGCCCGUGUCCUACAGCUGGACUUUCCUCGAGGACCCGACACACUGUAUCAACAGUGAAACAGAUAUGGACAAGAAGAAGAAGCGGAAAACCCCACAUAAUGAGAAGGAAGGCAGGGUGCCUUCAUCUCGGACGCCUUCUCCGGGGUCUCCCGCUCACGUCACACCGAGAGAGAAGAAGAAACAACCCCCGGCACACGUGGAGGAGGUGUUUGACGUGCUGCCGAUGAGCGGUCUCCUGCAGCCCGGGGAGAAGCAGAACGUCACGCUCUCUUUCUUCGGCCACGAAAACAUCAGCAGGGAGGCGGUGGCUCAGUGUCACGUACAGGAGGGGCCGACGUAUGAAGUCAAACUCAGAGGAGAAGCAUCGGUGAACAGCUACAGCCUCGACUCCUCCCACAUUAACUUUGGCCGGCAGCUUUUCGAUCAUUUGGGGGAAGCUGAGGUGACGCUAAGAAACACUGGCAGGGUGGGCUUCAGUUUUGAAAUCAUUCACCUGGAUGAUGACGAGGAGGAGGUGGUGGUGGUGGAGCCACGGCAACAGAGGAAGGCCACAGAGGAGGAUGAACAGCCGCACACCGAGAAAGAGGAGGUGCCUGAGAUCAGACUUGGUGAACCCUUGGUCAUCCCCAGAUCGGGUUACAUCGCUGCCGGUGCAGAGCAACGCCUGCAUCUCCUCUUCAUCCCCGGCACACCGGAGGUUUUUGAGAAGCGGCUUUCUGUGCAGGUGGCUUUCCUGCCUGCGCAGGACAUCACUGUGACUGGAGAGGGAUUCUUCCCCCGGAUCAUCCUGAACCUGCCCCGGAACCUGCAGGAGAAUUUCACUGAGGUGGUGGAACAGGCCAGAGCGACACUGAAGGCGAAAGGAAUCAAGGACCCAGCAGAUGGUAGAAAAGUGACAACAGAGGACAGCACCUUCACAUACGAGGAGCUGCUUCACAUGGAGAUUGAUAGAGCGCUGGUCAGAGAUAAUGCUCUUGCUAUGACCGGCAGUUUGGUAAAGCUCAGAGAUGAAGAGGGUUCCUACAAGAAGUGGUACAGACUUGGCAAGUUCGUGCUCCCAGAGUACAUGCUGGAUUUUGGAUAUGUCAUUCUUGGCAGGGUGCACAGUCACACUGUCACUGUCACCAACGCUGGGUUAAUUCCUGUGUCCUUCCAUGCCAAUUUAAAACCUCUCACAGACACAGGUUUCAGUGCUGAAUUUGAACGAGCGAAGAACCUGCCUUGUGGCGAAGCCGUGACUUUCACAGUGGAAUUUGAUCCUCAAAGAGCCAACCUGCCCACGGGGAAAACAUGUGUUGUCAUGCCAAUACUGGUUACGGGUGGCCCAACGGUUCAUCUGCGGCUGUGUGCAGUUGUGACCAUGCCGGCCGUCACCAUUUCCACGGAUACACUGCAGUUUGACCCUAUACAGUGUGGCAUGUGUCAGAUAAGGACGAUACAGCUGCUGAAUCACGAGCCCGUGCACUGUCUCUGGAGCAUCGCCGAGGACGUGAAGCCUUUACAAAAGGUAAAUAAAUUCCUGCCUUCGUACCUGCGGAAGAAGAUCCUGCAGGGACAGGAACCACUUCCAGCCGUGUUUGUGAUGAAUCCCUCCUCCGGCACUUUGGCACCUGGUGAACGAGUUAAUGUCCAGAUAAGGUUCAGCCCGACUGAAGAGCUUUCUUACAACAGGCAGCUGGUGGUCCAUGUGGAAGAGAGCAGCAAGAAGUUGUCCAUCACUGCGCAAGGUCAAGGUGAGGACCCACAACUUGAGUUCUACCCGUCGGUGCUGGAGCUGAGACCUUGCCUGCCUGCCAGCCAUGACGCUGAAGCUGAGGUCAUCGUCAAAAACCGCUACUCUUUUCCCAUCGAGUUCUACUCCCUGGACUUUGACAUGCAGUAUCUCCAGGAGGAAAAGAUCAUGCGUGUGAUACCUGGUUAUGAUGACAACAACCUACUGCUGCUGCCCCCCAGGGUCCCAGGAGAAGGUCUCCCCAAAGAAGUCAUUGACUACUACAAGAAGUAUUGCUCCCAGCUGAAAGACAGCGAGAUCUCUGCAGAGAUAAGCAGGAGGGGACCAGGUCUGUCUUCAGCCAUUGGCAAAGGAAUUGCUGUCAUUGUCUAUGGUGCUCCACUGACAGAUGGGUCAUACACAGCGAUUGCUGUGGCUCAAUACUACGGAGGGGCGUGUCUGAGUGUUGAUGGUGUGGUCACAGAUGUGCUGAAACAUGGCACUUCUCCUAUCGCUCGCAAGGCAAGGCAGCUCUACGACUCUGCUGCUAGUGUUUAUGGGAAGAACGCGGGUCUUGCAAAACAUGCAUCUUCAGUAAACGCUGAAGCCCGACAUUCAGCUCGCAGAUCAAGCUCUCUGCGGGUCUCUUCAGCUGCACGUGAGGCCGAAAAGCCGUACAUGGACCUUUGCCUGGGAGGAACUGUGACCACACUAUGCCGACUGUUACCUGACCAGCUACUGGUUGAUAUCCUGGCGGAAAGAUUUCAGGAAAACGACUGUCACCGUGGCGUCGUGAUCGAAGGUCUGAAGUCUGUGUUCACCGAGUCGGUGGCGAGCACACUGCAACUUGUCCUCAAGGCCCUCAAGAACCGCAAAUACAUCUACGCGGUCAACUUGUAUGACUCCUACACUGCCAACUUGAUCGAGGAGAAACGGAAGGAAAUAAAGGAGAAAGAAGAAGCCGGCUGUAAUGGAGAGAUGCCGACCGUGAUGGAGAAAACCCACACUUCAAAAAAAGGGGAACCGGUGAACUCUCACGUCCCUGCUGCUGCCGUGAUAGAGGAAACGCCGAAGGAAAGAGAAGAGGAAGAAGACAGCUGUGCAUCGUCAACGCCAACUUCAGAGGACAACCAAACUGAAAGGAAGCGAGAAGGGGUCAGUUUGUCCGACAGCAACGUCCCCGACAUGGAAGAGGAGAAGGGAAAAGAGCAGAAGGACGGCACAGCUGCAAAACACCAAAGAAGAAGAAAGGAAGACAUGGUCAGCUUGUCUGACUCCUAUGCUUGUACCAUGGUACAGGACAAACCACAGAAACCUCAAGGGUCUCAUGCACGAGCGGAUGACGAGUCACAAAAGAGAACAGACAUUACGAAUAUGUUAUUACGAAUGCCCGCUGUCAUGAAAUACCAACAAGACCACCCACCGCCAGCACCACCGGCAGACUCUUCUCAUCACCCAGACGCACAGGAGAAAGAAGAGGCUCUCGUGAAUGAGCUGCUGUCCCUGUUCAGUGCAUAUAAGCUGAGUAAGAUGCAGGUGGAGCACAUUCUGCAACACUGGGACCGGACCCAUGCACUGCUCCUGCUUCCUGUCCCCCAAGAAGAAACUCCGCCUGUGCCAGAGGAGGUGGUAGUUGACAAACGGAACUUUGUUGACAAGAAAGGCAAGAAAGCCAAUCCCAAGGCAGCGUCUCCGAUGCCAAGUCAGAUGACAGCACGAUCCGAAGCAAUUAAUGGCAGAGCCAAGUUGCCAAAGAACUUCAUCCCGCUCAUUGUGCUGAAUUUAUUAGAGACAGAUGGUCCACAAUGUGCCGAAAAUCUGCUCAAAGGCACUGCCCUGCCUUCACUGGAUGAGGUUCUGGACGAUUUAGGGCUGGGAGCCACCAUCGCUCCCACCGUCACCCUGUCAAUAUUCCCUUUUCCCAAAGACAGACAGGAAUCAAACAAUCAACCCAUCUGUGACUGUUUCACCCUCCUGGAUCCUUCAGGGCUGGACAAACACAGUGAAGAGAUGAAAGACUUGUUGGAGGACGUAUUGUCUUUAAAGGACAAGGAUAAACGGGGUCGAGAGUGUCAGAGGGCCAAACGUCAAGCAUCAGCCAAGGCUAAACCAAAGGGCUCGACCCGGUGUAUGCUCCCCGUCUCCACCAAGAUGGACAGCAAUGAACAAGAACAACACCUGGGAAUCUUAGAGCUGAAACGUCAACAGAGCCUGAAGUCAUUCCGCUGGGUUAUACCUGCAAAGAGUGAGGUGGUCCUGAAGAUCUGGUUCUACUCAGACUCGCUGGGGACCUUCGAACAGGCCUUCAACUUUGAGUUGGUGGGGAACCUGAGACACUACGAGCUGCUCUGCCGAGGAGUCUGCACUUACCCCGCCAUCUGCCAAAACUACAUAACUCUUUUUGCUCACAGUAAAAAGGUGCCACAAGUUGAGGAGGGGCUGCACAAGACCUACAUCAUCAAUCCUGGAUACUUUGAGUUUGGGCCAUUAAUUUGUGGCAAAACCAGAGAGAGAUACAAGGAAAAUGAGUUUCCAGAGAACACAGAGAGGUUUGUGAUUCAGAACAAUUCAGGCAUGGAGGCGGAGGUUCAGUUCCAUUUCCAUCACGACCACCAGGCCGCCACAUAUCUGCUGGAUCCCACAACCAUGACCCUAAAACCGUACCAGAAGAGGGAUUUGAAAGUAUGGGCCUACCCAACCAAAGUGGGACACUUUAAGGACAGUGUUGUGUGCUGCAUCAAGGACAAUCCAGACGUGGUGGUCAUCAACCUCUCGUGCUGGGGCGCGUGGCCAGAGCUGGAGCUGGAAAACAAACAUAUGCACUUUGACAGGAUUCUACUGCACAGGCGAGAGAGCCGCAGCGUGACGCUACAUAAUAAGACCGCUCUGCCUGUGUCAUGGAAACUGCACGGUUUAGAGGACUUGGGUGAUGAGUUCAGUGUCCCAGAGGAUCACGGCACCAUCUUACCUCACACAUCUUACCCGCUGACUGUGCACUUUGGUGCCAAGAGGCCGCUCCACAUCAAGAAGCUCCUACGACUAGAGGUGUGUGACGAGGCCAACAUUCUCGGCAUCGUAAACACCGAAAACAUAAAGGUGUCAGCUGAAGCCUACGAUAUAAAUCUGGCCAUCUCACCAGAUGGAUGUCUGGAUUUUGGAACCAUCAAGGUCUUUAAUGAGUCCAAAAUGACUCUCAAGAUGAAAAACCAAGGAAAAUAUGAAAUUUCCUACACGUUUUCAGUGAAACGAACAAACUCAACCCAGCCAAAGUUGGACUCCAUGUUCACCGUUUCCCCCCAGUACGGUUCUCUAAAGCCCCACGAGAAGGCCACGAUAGUGUCAAUUAUCUUCAACCCCUCAGCAGAAGUAUCACUCAAAGAGCAAGCUGUGCUGCCUUGCCAGGUGAUUGAACCGCACAUUGGGAGCGUCGGUGAAAUCAUAGCCAUGUUAUCCUUCAAAAUUUCAGCUCAAGCCGUCUUCUCCAGGUACAAGAUCUCACCUGCCCAUGAACUCAACUUCGGUCCACUGGUCUAUCAUGGCAGCAAAAGAAGCCAGAGCUUCAAUAUUGUCAACAACGGACUCUUUGAGUACAGUUUCGCCAUCACCAACCAAUCUCCACCGGCUCUGAUCCCAGACUCAUCUAUAAUAUUGAGGGGUCCAGUUAAGAAGAUACAGAUGAAUGCGGCCAAUUCCAGAGCGAGGCGUGAGUCCUUACAGAAGGACACUAGUAUUGUACAGAGCCGCCUUGCCAUGGGCAUCUUCUCGGUGACUCCCUGCACUGGAAACCUAAAGUCCGGGUGUCAGCAGACGGUGAUAGUGGACUGUGCCGCUGAUCAGCUGGGCAGCUGGAGCCAGGGUUUGCUCAUCAACAUCACUGGCCGUGAUCCAGCAGACCAUCCAAACGGUAUACCGUACAAGCUGCUGGCUGAAGUCUGCAAGCCGAGCAUAUUGUUAGACGUGGCCUCCGUGUUUGAGGAGCACCAUCUGUGCCACACCAGCCAACAGCUCUCCUCUGAGGAGUUCAGCGACGCCGAAUGCAUUUACGUCCUGGACGAGAACAAGUUGAUAUUCAACAAAGUCCUGGUCGGACAGACUGGCCAAGCUCGCAUCAAACUCACCAACAACAGCAAAGUGCCCUGUGUGCUCUUCAUGUGCCUCAAAUUGGGCAGCUGCAAGGCGUCGCGUAACGUGGACGUUUUUGAUUUAUCUACGACGACGCUGACCCUUCCUAGCAAGUCUCACACGUUUGUUGUGGUCACCUUCACACCGCGGUCUACACAGCUGUACAGUUCUCUGUUUGAGGUGGCAAUGGAGGGAGCCAGCAGAGCGACACCUUUGGUUAAGAACAAGGUGCUGGAGUUUGACCUAAUGGGGGAGGGCAACCUGCCCAGUGUGUGCGUGGUGCAUCCGUCGCUGAUGAACAGCAGAGGAAGUCUACUGUUGCCGUUCAGACGCGUGUUACUCGGACAGAGGCGUACCCUGCCUCUGGUGCUGCUGAACGAUGGGAAAUAUCCAGCCCAGGUCCAGAUUGACUUGCAGGAUAAACACGGUGUUUUCACCCUCGAAUCGACUUCUGACUGCAGCUCCAUCUACACUGACCUGGAAGGCGACGAUGACUCAGACAAUCAGGCGGUGCGCAGAGCCACCCUGACGCUGAACGUGAAUGAACAGGUGGAGUUUGAGGUCAGUUUUUGCUCCAACGAACCCCUGAGUGUCAAGGCCAAGAUGACGCUGCAGGUGGAGGACAACAAGCAAAGCAGGACCAUAAUAAAAGUGACUGGGGAAUCGCACCCAGAGAUGAUCUCUCUGGACAACAUCGGCAGGUGUUUGCAGGAGAUGGAUCAGGAAGAUUAUGAGAAAGGCAGCUAUGAGGUGCUGAACUUUGGCGACUGCCAUGUGGAUUGUCGUUAUGAGGAGAGAUUCACCAUGACCAACCACAGCAGCAACCAGGCAAUGAGGUUCGAGUGGCCUUCCCCUGGACACCAUAUCAUCUUUUCCCCACAGGUGGGACACCUUCACGCCGGUUGCUCUAAGGAGGUGACCGUCACCUUUAGCUCCGUCCAGCCGGUGACGCUGAACAGCCGGGCAAUGAUAUGUAAGCUCCACCAGUUAGUGUUCCAGCAGCCAAUAGACCAGGUGCCCGACUGGGACGACCAGAAGAAGACCGUGCAGUGGCUGAGUGACUCCGAGCCCACUUCAGGAACACAGUCACAGCAGACCGAGAGGAGGAAGGUAACAAAGACCGAGCCGGAGCCUGGCUGCUCAACGCUUCACGGAUCAGAGCGGGAGCUGGAGCUCCGAAUCAAAGCAGCUUGUGACUACGCCAAGUUCACCUGCAGCAAGGACAGCAUCAACUUCAGAGACACGCUGCUUUACCAAACCAGAUUCGGGAACCUGCAGAUUACUAAUCCCGGUAAUGUCAAAGUGGAAUUCCUCUGGAGAAUCCGCAUGGAAGCAAAUACCAGCAAUGUCAGCAGUGACCAGGAAGACGAGACGCCAAUUCCUGGACAGGAAAGCAGCACAUCAGAAGCGGCCAAGACCGAGGCCGAUUCUGCCAGCGCCGUGUCCAGCCUGCUGCCGUCUGCUCUGCUGGAGAAACCUGAGCUGCCGCCGUUCAGUGUCGAGCCCGAGAUUGGAGCCAUACAGCCUGGUUCCACGCAGAAGUUCAGAGUUCACUUCUCACCUCUGGAGGUGGCCCACUUUCAUGGCAAGCUGCUCUGCAGUAUUCCAAACCUGCGGAAGGGGGAUAAGCCUCCCGUUAUUACCGUGCGGGGCAGCAGUCUACUUCCCCACUUCCACUUUGACCUGGAGGACUCGGACUACAUCAGCGGGAACCGACGCAGCCUGGAAUUCAGGGACCCUCAAGACCGCGAGACGAGGGUCAUCGAGUUCAACGCCGUUGGCCUUUCUGUGUCAACGAAAAGAUCUUUUGCUGUGUUAAACCCGACCAGUGAACCAUACCCGUAUGAGUGGGUGUGUAAAGACACGGAAACCACUUCAUUUCGCUGUCUCACCCCGCGUGGAACCAUCCUGCCCGGGAAGAAAGUGGAGAUGUGUUUUGAAUACGUGGUUGAGGAGCUGGACGUGGUCGAAUCGUACUGGAGCUUCGUCACAGAGACUCUGUCGCUGUCCACGCCCUUCCUGUGUGUGGGAAACACCAGAGAGCCUCUCGUGUAUCUCAGCAGACCACACCUCGACUUCGGGGAGCUGAUCCUUGGUCGUCAAGUGGAGCAGUCGGUUCUCCUGGUGAACGUGGAGGAGGAGCCUUUCGCCUUCUCAGUCCUGCAGUCAUCUCUUCUCUGUGAAGCCCUGAUGUCCAGCCUCGUUGUGCUGCCCAUGAGUGGCAUAGUGGCUCCUCAACAGAAGUUGCCCUUGACCGUGUUGUUCACACCGUGCCGCGAGGGCUACAUGAGCUUCAGGUUGGUGGUGAAUGUGAAGAGGAGGUCAGAGCCUCUCAGUCUCCCCGUCAAGGCCGACUGUUUCCCCGUGAACGCUUUGGUUCAACUCAAGAAGCCGGACGGGAGCCUCCGAGAGAUCGCUUCCAAUCACCAAGACACCGUGGACUUCGGCGUUGUGUCCGUGCUCGAGCAGUCCACCUUGAACUUCUUGGUGACCAACAUCGCGAGGCUCGGCGUGGAGGUGAACUUUGACCUCACGGGUCCCAGUAAGAUGCUGAGAUACUUGGAGUUGAAACCGAAAAGUGCUUCUAUUAUCGUUGGAAGUCAGCGGGAGGUGUCACUCGUCUUCUCCCCCAGAGCGAACUGCGUUCUCCACGACGUCCUCAUGAGUAUCAAUAUAAAGCACGGACCGACAUUUACCUUUGCCGUUAAAGGCAAAGCUGAGGCACCAAACCUCGAGUUCUCCUUCACCAAAUACAACUUUGGCAAGUGCUUCCUGUACCGUCCUGGCAUGGUGCCACUGUCCCAGACUCUCAUGAUCUGCAACAAAGGCGAACUGGAUGUCAGUGUCCAGUGCCAGUUUGAGAAAUCCUCCUGCCUGCGGACCAACUUCCAGCCGGACGUUUUGCCCCCCGGCGGCGUGAUGAGAAUGCCAGUCGACUUCUGUCCUCAGGAGACGCGUGGCUAUUACAAGAAGCUCACGUUCGUCUUCAACAGCUGUGUCACAAAACAAGUGGAGAUAGAAGGACAAGGCAUCGAGUUGAAGUUGGAAGUGGAGAAUCCGCUGCAGAGGAACAUUAAACUGGAAUCUGUGACGCUGGGUCAGAAGGUGAAGAGACAAGUGCGCCUGAUCAAUCGCAGCGUUUCAGACGUUUCCUUCACUCUGAUGAUCACGACAAACACACCAGUGGAUCCAAAGGAUCUGACAGUGAACCCAAGAGGUGACUUGAACCUGAAAGCCGAUGGUGGUUCUUGUAACGUUCAGGUCCAGUUCUGGCCUCGUCAUUGUGUCCCCCUCUUUGAGGCAAAGGUGGUGGCGGAGUUUUCAGGCCUGUUACACCCUCUGCUGACCGUCCACGGCUGCUGCCAGUAAACCUGUGAAAUCCACCAGUCAUAUCAUGCAAAUCAUACACAUGUUUACUUUGUCUUAGAGUUUUUCCUCAGUCGCUUCAUCACAUCAUGGAAAAGUGUAACAUGCACUACAUUUACUUCUGUCAAGCUUGUUCUGUUUUAAAUAAAUGACGCUCUUCUGCA
This is a messenger RNA of Solea solea (common sole), 13011 nucleotides long. RefSeq names its product HYDIN axonemal central pair apparatus protein (gene hydin). Gene Ontology annotation, biological process: axonemal central apparatus assembly; cilium movement. The transcript has 79 exons. Bases 110 to 12850 code for a protein of 4246 amino acids. The record is from RefSeq and is a predicted model, not a curated record. Gene Ontology annotation, cellular component: axoneme. Lineage: Eukaryota; Metazoa; Chordata; Actinopteri; Pleuronectiformes; Soleidae.